UUGUCCAUACAAUGAAAGUCAAUAGGAUACAGUGUUGUUUUCACUGUAUGAACAAAUACUAAUCAAAAUAUUUUCUUCGGUGUUCCGCAGAAGAAAGAAAAUCAUACAGGAUUUCACUUCUGGGUGAACUAUCAGUUUAAUGCUUGCUAUAACAGUUGCUCUAAUUGUGUUCUAAGUGACUUCCUGCAACCGUCAUCUAAACUCAUACUGUGUUUGUAGUUCAGCACCUCCACCCUCGGUGCUAAUCUAUAAAUACAGGUGUGUUUCUGCUUCAGUUGCUCUUUCAAUUCACCUGUCUUUCUCACAGCUUUCUUUUAGAAAAUGGCAGAAUCCGAAUACCUGGACUACACCUGCCCACUCUGCACAGACACCCAGCAAGACCCCGUCACCAUCCCGUGUGGAGACACCUUCUGUCUGGAGUGCAUUAAGAUCUACUGGGACCAUUCUGACCACCUCGGCGUGUAUAGUUGCCCGCAGUGCCAGGCGACCUUCACUCCUCGGCCCAUACUCAGACGUACCGUACCCCACGUAGGUAACCCGGAGCCUCGGCCGCCCCCACGUGAGCUCACCCCGUUUCCGUACUUCAAGCGGGACGCGCUGUGUGAUUUCUGUACCGGUCGGCGGAGCAAAGCGGUGAAGUCGUGUCUGAUGUGUCUGGCCUACUACUGCGAGACGCACAUCAAGCCUCACUAUGAAUCAGCCACGUUUAAAAGACACAAACUGGUGGACGAGACAGGACACCUAGAUCGGAAGAUCUGCCCACAGCAUGAAAAAGGCUUAGAGCUUUUCUGCCGCUCAGAUCAGAUGUGCAUCUGUGUGCUGUGUACAGUAAGAGAACAUCGCAGCCACAACAUAGUCAGUGCAGAUGAUGAACGCACAGAGAAACAGAAAAUCUUGGUGGUGACUCAGACAGAGGUUCAGCACAUUAUCCAGGAUCGAAUGAAAGAACUUCAAGAACUCAGACACAAUGUGGAUGUUCUCAAGGGAAAUGCACAGCGGGCACAGACUGACAGUGAUAAAAUCUUCAGCGAGAUGUUACAGGCGGUAGAGCGGUGGCAUGCUGAGAUAAGCCAGCUCAUACAAGCCAACCUACAGGCCUCCAUGGCUCAGGCUCAGGGCUACAUAGAAAGACUUGAACAAGAGAUCAUGGAGCUUCAGAGGAGAGAUGCUGAACUACGUCAAAUACUUGACACAGAGGACAACAUUCACUUCCUGCAGAAUUUUCCCACACUAUCAGUUGCACCGGAGCCCAUGGUGCCCAAAGUGCUGAUAAACCCAGAGUUUUCCUUCAGUGAGAUCACCAAGACCGUCUCUGACAUGAAAGAACACCUGGACGACAUCUGCAAAAAAGAGCUGGGAAACAUCUCCAAACGAGUGAGUGACACUUCAGUCUAUGUCCUGAUUCCGAGGUCUGGAGGACGUUUGAGUGCUUCGAUAAGAACUGACCUCCCAGAGCCUAAAUCAAGACUGGAUUUCCUCAGAUAUUCUUGUAAACUUACAUUUGAUCUCAACACCGCCUAUAAAGAGCUAGUUCUUUCAGAUGGGAAUCGUCGGGUGAUCCGGAAGCGAACAACCCAGUUCUACCCAGAUCACCCGGAGCGGUUCGAUGGGUUUUGCCAGAUCCUGUGCAAGGAACCGCUCAGUGGAUCACGGCAUUACUGGGAGGCAGAGUGGAGUGGUGAAUUUUCCAUCGGAGUUGCCUACAAGAGCAUCAGCCGCAAAGGUAAGAACUCCAACAGCCUUCUGGGAUACAAUGAUAAAUCCUGGAGCCUCCUGUGCUCAGACUCUGGAUACUCCGCCUGGCACAAUAAGAUGGAUAAAGAUCUGCCGGGAGCAGCUCGUGCCACACGGAUCGGUGUGUACCUGGAUUACGCUGGAGGAUCUGUAACCUUUUACACUGUGUCUGAGACAAUGGAGCUCGUCCACAGAUUUCAGGCUAAAUUCUCGGAACCGCUGUAUGCUGGAUUUGGCGUUGGAUCAUCUGUAAUUCUGUGCAUGCUGGAGAAGAGCAACCGAACAUACCGCUAAAGGGUUCUGAGCUGACCUUUGACCCUGAGCUCUUUUACAGAUUAAUCAAACAGAAUCUUGGGAGGGUGAAAUUAAAUUGAAAAAAAAAAAAAAAUCAUAUUGAAUUUAAGACCACACUGAGUGUUGGGGGAUGGGGGUUAAGAUGAUUAUUAUGACAUUUUCAGAAGAAUUUUACCCUCCAAUUCUUAUUACUGUAAUGCUAAAUACAUUCUCUAAUAUUUUUAAUAUGUGAUACUUUUAUUUUCUAAUAAACACACUUCUGCUCCUCA
Messenger RNA from Megalobrama amblycephala (Wuchang bream), 2297 nucleotides. It is a transcript of the gene ftr84, whose product is annotated as finTRIM family, member 84. The coding region runs from base 322 to 2028 and encodes 568 amino acids. The transcript is spliced from 8 exons. The record is from RefSeq and is a predicted model, not a curated record. Lineage: Eukaryota; Metazoa; Chordata; Actinopteri; Cypriniformes; Xenocyprididae. Gene Ontology annotation, molecular function: protein binding; zinc ion binding.